CAAAUUUAUAUUUACAUAUUCUUUUACCGAUUACCACCACGACCUGAGCAUCAUGUCGCAGCCUAUUGCUCUUCUAUCCGUCUACGACAAAACGGAUCUGCUCGAGCUUGCUCAAGGGCUCAAUGCUGCCGGAGUUCGUCUGCUCGGGUCUGGAGGGACAGCGAAGAAGAUCAGAGAUGCUGGGAUUGCCAUUGAAGACGUUUCUGACAUUACGAAAGCACCUGAAAUGCUAGGCGGAAGGGUUAAAACACUUCAUCCGGCUGUCCAUGGAGGUAUCCUCGCACGAAACAUUCCCUCCGAUGAAAAAGAUCUCACCGCCCAAGGCAUCUCACUUAUCUCCGUUGUCGUCUGCAACCUCUACCCCUUCUCUUCUACCAUCGCCCAGCCAGACUGCACCCUUGCAAACGCCGUAGAGGAGAUCGACAUCGGCGGCGUCACCCUUCUUCGUGCAGCUGCCAAGAACCAUGAACGAGUUUCAGUUCUCUCUGACCCAAAGGACUAUGCCGAGUUUUUGCAGGCGUGGAAGGACGGCAAGGGUGACGUCGGACAAGCUUUCCGGAGCAAGCUGGCGUUGAAGGCUUUUGAGAUGACGGCAAAGUACGACGAGGCCAUUAGUGGGUAUUUCCGUGAGCAGUAUGCUUCUGGAGACCUACCUAAAGAGAAGCUCGCGGGUGCCGUCCAGAGGAUUCCCCUUCGCUAUGGUGCGAAUCCCCACCAAAAGCCGGCUCAGGCCUUCGUAACCGAGGGAACGUUGCCGUUUAAAGCACUAUGCGGAUCUCCGGGAUACAUUAAUCUCCUGGACGCGUUAAAUUCCUACGCGCUGGUGAAGGAACUCCAGCAAGCCCUGAACCUCCCAGCGGCUGCGUCUUUCAAGCAUGUCUCUCCUGCCGGCGCUGCUGUUGGGAUUGAACUGAGUGAGACUGAAAAGAGCGUUUAUGGUGUUGAUGAUUUAAAGGUUCCUCUCACCCCUCUCGCCUCUGCUUAUGCCCGCGCUAGAGGUGCCGACAGGAUGUCAUCAUUCGGAGACUUUAUCGCUCUCUCUGCACCUUGCGAUCUCGCGACGGCCAAAAUAAUUUCACGCGAAGUUUCCGACGGUAUCAUAGCUCCAGGAUAUACUCCCGAAGCCCUGGAAGUUCUCUCCAAAAAGAAGGGCGGUAAAUACUGUGUCCUUGAGAUUGAUCCCAGCUAUGAACCACCCGAAGUAGAGACCAAGCAAGUAUUCGGUAUUAGCCUUCAACAGAGACGCAACAACUGCAAAAUCGAUUCCAAGCUGUUCGAAAAUAUUGUCACGAAAAGCGAGGAGCUUCCUUCCUCAGCCGUUACCGACCUGAUCGUCGCGACUCUCGCACUUAAAUACACCCAAUCGAACAGUGUCGCGUACGCUCUUCAUGGUGCCAUCAUCGGCCUGGGCGCGGGCCAGCAGUCCCGUAUCCACUGCACCCGUUUGGCUGGUGGGAAAGCCGAUUUGUGGUGGCUCCGACACCACCCCCGAGUUCUCUCCCUCCCGUUCAGGAAGGGCGUAAAACGCGCCGAAAAGGCCAACGCUAUCGACCUCUUCGUCGCUGGUGAGGUUCUUGAGGGUGGCGAGAAGGAGCAGUGGGAGAGUCUGUUCGAAGGCAAGGUGGAGGCUCUCACUGAUGCUGAGAAGAAGGAAUGGGCUGCCAAGUUGGAUGGGGUGGCUUGUUCAAGUGACGCGUUCUUCCCUUUCCCCGAUAAUGUGCAUCGGGCGAAGAAGAGUGGAGUAAGAUAUCUAGCGGCACCCAGUGGAAGUGUUAUGGAUGAGGAAUGCAUCAAAGCGGCAGACGAGCAUGGCCUUGUCUUUGCUCAUACAUCAUUGCGGCUGUUCCACCAUUAAAAAUGGGCAUUAAUGAAACACGAGGGGAGUUGCAGUAGUUAAUACAAGUGUAUUGGUAGUUAAAUAGUGAUUUGGGGUCGAGCAUCUGUGACAUCAUAGUAGGCUGUUAAAAGCUGGUUGCUGCGGUUCGAUGGCUUUCCAUAGUUCCUUUCGCUCCUUCAGUAAAUCCCCACUCCACUCGCGGACCUCGGGGUGUCGUACUUUGGGAAGGCUUGUAUCGAAGAAUGUUUGUAGAUUUCUGGCAG
Molecule: messenger RNA, 2100 nt
Organism: Guyanagaster necrorhizus
Lineage: Eukaryota; Fungi; Basidiomycota; Agaricomycetes; Agaricales; Physalacriaceae
Product: AICARFT/IMPCHase bienzyme
Exons: 8
Coding region: 53-1855 (600 amino acids)
Biological process (GO): 'de novo' IMP biosynthetic process
Cellular component (GO): cytosol
Molecular function (GO): IMP cyclohydrolase activity; phosphoribosylaminoimidazolecarboxamide formyltransferase activity
Source: RefSeq, a predicted model, not a curated record